UCUCGCGUCGCGGGGCAGAGCGACACUUUUUUCUGCCAGAUUCGUUCGUUUCGUGCAAAAACGCGUCGAUUAAGCCUAAUUGCAUCAAUUUCUGUGCUGAGGUAGCUAAACUGAAGAAUUACCGUCUUUUCCCCACCUUCUUUCUCGCUCCAAAGCGAGGCCGGGGAAAAUGCGUAUAAAAAAGCCUGCACUCUAACGAGCACGCGCAGAACGGAACUGUUGCGCGCCCGGUACGCGCGUCCCUAACCUCGCCGGCCGCUCUCAGAGAAUCGAUGCUCCGAGUGCUCCGACACGUGAAGCGUGGUGGAGCGAAGGAAAUCGUCGCAGAACUGAUCCUUUUUGCCGUUGUUAUCCUUGUAAUCUGACAAGCGGACCAGUUCGCGAUGGACGCUCCAGUCAUGCCGAAUUUAAACGGGGAUGUUUUCAGGAAUAUGAUGUUCGUAGAAAAUCGAUCGCCCGUCGACACCAAGCAGCUGCAGUUUCUCUCGAUUUACGACGAACACAAUGCUCUUCUCGGAGGCACCAACAUGGUCGACCUCUACUGGAACGGCACCAUCUGGUAUUACAAGGAUAUCUCGGAUUUUUCGCGGAAGCAUGCCGCAGCCACGACCCAGCGAAUGGACAGCGGCAUUGUGGACGCCGUUUACCUGAGUAAGAGAAAAUUUGUCAGCGUGGAGGACAGCGGAGCUGUGCAGAUCUAUCAGAUAGGUGAGACGGACGAGGAGACCCAGUUUCAGAAUCUUGAAUAUGCCUGCCAGCACGACAACAGCGUCCUGACGGUGUCCGUGUUUUCGAAUCGAAGAAACAUCGUCACGGGAGGAAUGGAUUGUUGCUUAAAAGUCUGGGACGCGGAGGACCUGAUCGCUAGUUACUCCUAUAGCUUUGCGCAUACAGAUAUCAUCACUGGUACAGACGUAAAGCCCACGUGCAAUUCUACAUUUGUAUCCGUAUCUUUCGAUAGUGAAUCGUUACUAUGGGACAUUAGACGAGCCAAACCGGCGAAUUGUAUCUUCAAGAAGAAGAAUUGUUCCUUAUCGGCGGUAUCUUGGAAUACUAAUUUGGAUCAUCUCAUAGCAAUAGGUACAAAUGACGGUAGCAUUGUAUUAAUUGACAUCAGACAAACGGAAACUCCAUUGUACGAGUCAGUCGAAUGUGACAGAAGCGUACAUAAGUUGUUGUUCAAUCCAAAUCCAGAAAGGAAAGAACAAUUAGCGUGCUGCUCCGAUAGCACAUCGGUAAAAAUAUUUGAUACCCAUAGAGAAAUGCUACAAUUAUUCGAAGAUAAUAGACAUUGCGAUUUUGUACGAGGACUCGCAUGGUGUAAAGACGAUUUAUACUCGUGUUCUUGGGACGGCAAUGUGAUUAAACAUAUAGAAUGAUGUGUGACUUCGCGUGAAAACGAUCGAUUCGGCAGAUGGAGGUCAACCUAUUGGAUUCAACCUUCAUCCUACACGUCUCGGUUUUACAAAAGGUUGAUUGGAAAAUUAAAGGUUGUGAGCGAAGAAGUAUAAGAUGACAGUGGUAAUGAUGAUAAAAAUGGGUUUGAGAAUCCACGUUUCAAUAAAAUAGAAGAAAUUUGA
This is a messenger RNA of Temnothorax curvispinosus, 1580 nucleotides long. Its product is annotated as methylosome protein 50-like. The coding region runs from base 384 to 1379 and encodes 331 amino acids. The transcript is spliced from 6 exons. Gene Ontology annotation, biological process: oocyte axis specification. The record is from RefSeq and is a predicted model, not a curated record. Lineage: Eukaryota; Metazoa; Arthropoda; Insecta; Hymenoptera; Formicidae. Gene Ontology annotation, molecular function: protein binding. Gene Ontology annotation, cellular component: methylosome.